Drosophila innubila is the source of this 1134-nucleotide messenger RNA. RefSeq lists its product as uncharacterized. The record is from RefSeq and is a predicted model, not a curated record. The coding region runs from base 279 to 800 and encodes 173 amino acids. Lineage: Eukaryota; Metazoa; Arthropoda; Insecta; Diptera; Drosophilidae. The transcript has 2 exons.
UAUUCAAGUCUCCGGGUACUCAAAACCGCUGGCCAGUCAACGCCGAGCGCUGUGCCGGAGCGGCCGCGGUAUUCAGUCAACAAAGCGAAAGACAACAACAACAACAAAAUACGCCGCAACGAACAAAAAGCAAAGCCAAGAGAAAACUUUUAUUUCGAACAGUAAAAAAAUUAUAAAAUUAACGCUAUGUAAAACGGCAGCAAAAAACUAAACAAAUUGGACAACUGGUGGCACAGUGGUUGUCGUCAUCAUUGCAGUAAAAACAAAAAAAUCCCAUCAUGACGACGACAUGCCGCACAACAACAACAACAGCAACAUUAUUGGCCACGCCCAUACCGCCCACAAUUAACGGGAGCAGCGCGAUGCAACAACGACGCCAGCUGCUGCGCAGCGUUGAAAACUUGCGCGGUCGCGUACGUCAAGUGCUAAAAUGUGUUAUUAAUUUACACAUUGAAUUUUUGGUGCUCGAUUCCAAUGUGGCUGUACUGCUCGACGAGGUGCGAUCUCUAAACGACGACUAUGCGGAAGUGCAACGUCUGGAUAGGUUAAUUGACACAUUACGCGAUUACAAUGGACCCACAAUUUGCCACGAGUGGCCAUAUCCUUUGAUAUUCAAGGGCACAAUCGACGAAGCGCACGUUGCACAAAUACUCAACAAGGAACUGGAACUGGAGUUGGUUCCAGCCGGAACAAAGGAUCAGCUGUUAAGUGCGAGCGAGAUGACUAGUCUAAGAAAACCAAGAUCAAAACUAUUGCGGUGCCAUGGAACAAAGAAAGCAAAUGGAACCAGUAAAAGCUGACUUAAAAGAGUAAAUACGCCUUUAGUUAGUCAAGUAACUAUUUUGAAAAAUUUUAAAAUUCGCAAAUUUAUUAUUUUCAUAGCUACUAAUAAUUCUUAGAUUAAGUUUAAGAAAAAAACAGAUCCAGUUUGUUUUAAUAUUAUAACAUUUAAAAACACAACCUUUUAAGUUAUUUUAUUGUCAAAACAUUUACUUGACCUACUGUAGGUGUGUGUGUCCUAAAUUUAUGUUCUUACCUCAAAUUCAUACAUAUUUGAUGAGCUGCUGCCAAUUUCUUGUCCUGAACAAAAAUAAAUACCAAAAAAAUAAACUUAAGCAUAUAAAUGUCAAGCAA